Girardinichthys multiradiatus is the source of this 3202-nucleotide messenger RNA. RefSeq names its product peroxisomal biogenesis factor 5 (gene pex5). Gene Ontology annotation, biological process: protein import into peroxisome matrix, docking. Gene Ontology annotation, cellular component: cytosol; peroxisomal membrane. The record is from RefSeq and is a predicted model, not a curated record. The coding region runs from base 270 to 2303 and encodes 677 amino acids. Lineage: Eukaryota; Metazoa; Chordata; Actinopteri; Cyprinodontiformes; Goodeidae. Gene Ontology annotation, molecular function: protein binding. The transcript has 17 exons.
CGUCGUUACGUUCCUAGUCUCUCCGGGCUCUCGGUGAAUGGUUCUGCGGGUCAUGGAGGAGGAAGGUAAAUAAAGAAGGGGCGCUGAGAACACACAGCAGUCGGUGUCUGACGGUUGCUGGAGGGUUUUCUUCUUGUAACGGUGCAUAAGCAGGAGACGGACAGGACGUGGAGAGAUAUCCCGGAGCGGAGCUACUGUGGUUGGGCUUCAUCCGGAGCUGUCGGCGGUUUUAGGGGAUCUGGUUGGCUUUGCCUCGUCCUUGUGUUACCAUGGCGAUGCGGGAGUUGGUGGAGGCAGAAUGCGGGGGAGCCAAUCCCCUCAUGAAGUUGACUGGUCAUAUGACCAAGGACGACGGCGCGUGGCGGCACCGCUCAACACCGACUAUUGCCCCCACUCCCAUUGAAAUUGCAACAGAGGAAGAGCUUGUGAAUGAGUUUCUUCAUGCUCCACCUCGACCCCCACACACGUUUGACAUGGGUCAGCUCCUAGAGGAGAUGCAGCAGAUUGACCAGCAGAGCUAUAGACAAGCCCCGCAGAGAGCUCCAGAUGUGGCAGCUCUGGCCCUCUCAGGCGACUGGGCAGCAGAGUUCGUCUCAGGUUCUGACUCUGCUGCCACUAAUGCUCUUGGGGAAGCAGCAGAUGCUGAUUGGACAAGAGAAUUUAUCGCUGAGGCUGCAGAUCCAGGACGCUGGGCAGAGGAGUAUCUGGAGCAGUCUGAGGAGAAGCUGUGGCUCGGGGACCUUGGCGACAAGGAGACUGAAUGGAUGAAGGAGUAUCAGCCUGGAGAUGAGCUGAGGCAGACGGCCAAUGAGCUUGUUUCAAAGGUUGAUGACCCCAAGUUACAAAACACAGAGUUCCUGCGAUUCAUUAGGCAGAUUGGCGAGGGCAGUGUGACAGUGGAGAGCAGAACAGACAAAGAGCUGACAGAUAAAGCUCAGGCCAAGGAGGCUCAGAACUGGGCCUCCAACCUCAACCAGUUCCUGACGGAGACGGGGGGAGGGAGUCUUCCCUUGGAACCUCCGGUGACGAAUCAAAGGAUUGAGAAAGUUAAAGCUAAACAAGCACAGCAGUGGGCCAAAGUCGUCAGGCAGGUGUCGGAGGUGUCCGCUGAAGCCUGGGUGGACGAGUUCACCUCAACGGGGCCAGAUUUUCAACAGGCCAAAGCUGCAGUGGAGAGUGAUGUUGAUUUCUGGGAGAAGCUGCAGCAGGAGUGGGAGGAGAUGGCCAAGCGAGACGCAGAAAGCCAUCCCUGGUUGUCCGACUACGAUCAGCUGCUCAGCUCCUCUUAUGACAAGGGGUAUCAGUUUGAAGAGGAAAACCCCUGCCUAUCCCACCCAGACCCUUUCUCAGAAGGACUGAAGAGGAUGGAGGCGGGCGACAUCCCAGGAGCUGUGCGGUUCUUUGAAAGUGCCGUUCAGAAGGAACCAGACAACCAGCUGGCUUGGCAAUAUCUGGGAACCUGCCAGGCAGAGAAUGAGCAGGAAUUUGCUGCCAUCAGCGCCCUCCGGAGAUGUAUAGAGUUGAAGAAGGACAACCUGACUGCCCUGAUGGCGUUGGCUGUCAGUUUCACUAAUGAGUCGCUACACAGGCAGGCCUGUGAGACAUUGCGCGACUGGCUGAAGCACAAUCCAAAAUACCAGUCUGUGUGGGAGCAGUAUGAGCGGGAUCAUCAAAGGGAUGGUGGUCGGGACAGGGAAAAGGACAAGGAGAGGUUCGGAUCAUUGUUGCCAGAAUCAUUGUUCACCGAUGUCCAGAAUCUGUUCCUACUUGCAGCCAACUCUGACCCUUCCCAGGUGGACCCCCAACUGCAGUGCGGUCUGGGGGUUCUGUUCAACCUGAGCGGAGAGUACGACAAAGCGGUGGACUGUUUCAGCGCUGCUCUCUCUGUCACUCCACAGGAUUACCUGUUGUGGAAUAAGUUGGGUGCCACACUGGCCAAUGGAAGCCACUCAGAGGAGGCAGUGGCCGCCUACAGGAGAGCUCUGGAACUGCAGCCUGGUUUCGUUCGCAGUCGCUAUAACUUGGGAAUCAGCUGCGUUAACUUAGGGGCACACAGAGAGGCUGUGGAGCACUUCCUUGAAGCGCUGUCUCUUCAGCGACAGGCUGCAGGAGAUGGCGCGAGAGCUGCAAGGGGACCUGGAGGCGCAGCAGCCACGGUGAUGUCUGAUAACAUCUGGUCCACACUGCGGAUGGCUCUCAGCAUGAUGGGAGAGAGCUCUUUGUACGCCGCAGCCGACCGAAGAGACUUGGACACGUUGCUGGCUCAUUUCAGCCAGAGAGAGGUGGAGGGUGGAAGUAAAUGAGAACCAGCCAGGCAAGGGUUUAUUGAGUGUGAAUGUGCUCAGAUGGGAGGUCAAUGUUUGGGUGAAAUCAUGGCAGUUAACAGUUGGAAAUAAAUGGCAGACGGGGACACUGUGACAUCAGAGAUGUUGGAUCUUCAUGUGUGUUUUAAAUAAGUACUUAUAAUGCAGUAUCCGUCUCCAUCUGGAGAAAAGCAACCAGCAGUAGUUCAGUCAAGCUGCUACUGUGCUUCAGAUGUUUGCCCUUCCUCACAUUUCCCUCGUUGUUGUUCCAGCAGAUGGGGUGUAACGGUUCCCUUUUGAAGUUUUGAGGAAUAAAGUAAACAACACCAAGCAUGUCGAUCAUAUCUGUAGCCAACAACGUUAAGUCGGUUUGUGUUAUGACACUCAGUACUCUCCCAGCCUUCAUUACCUAUCAGUACAUUUCAGGAUUUGGGUGACUAAAGGUACAGUGCUGCUGAAAUAUCAAAAGAGUUCUGCUGUCACCCAGAGGUGCUCUCAAGAGAGAGAUGUUAUGCAGUUAAGAGAAUAAAUACAUUUCAAAAAGUGCUUCAGCUUUGUUUUUAUAUAAUAUGUAAUUUCUUAGUGGUCAUUGACCUUCCAGGACGGUGAACUUGCAACCAGCAAGACUGUUAUUAAGAUCAGGUGUGUGUGUCUUUUCAUUGUGAUUAACCUGGGCAACAUGUAAAAUCAAAUCAUGAGAAUGAUUGUUGUGGCUCCCCUCUGUUUUGCUCAUUUUCAUAAUGCUCUUAAACUAAUUCUGCUUCAUUGUAAAAUAAUCCUGUAUGCCAUACUGUGUAUUGUAACAUAAUUGAUGCACUAGAAUUGUUUUCAGGCUACUUGGAUCCUGAUUGCAAUCUUUAAUAUAAUAUCCAGCAAUAAAGCUUUGAUUCCAAGCAUUA